UUUGCAAAAGAGUAUUGUAAACAAAGACAACUCAUAAUUAAAAAUGGCUGAUUCAACCAGUGAUUCAAGUUCUGUUCAAAGUUUGCAAGUAGACCAGAGUUCAGAGAAAAAAAUUGAUAAUAACAGAUUUUAUGCAUUAUACUCUUUCAAUGCUCAAAAAUUUUCUGAUCUAGGCCCAUCAACAGACAAUGCUUCUACAAGCACAGUUGAACAAGCAGAUGGAAGCUUAAGCUUAAAUAUCAUUGCAACAAACUUGACUGCUACUACUGAAACAGACCUCAGAAAAUCCAUAGCCCAGAGACUUUCUAAAAAUUGCCCCAAAUCUGGAGAUGGCGUGUUUUUGUCUGUUGGUCUUCAAAAUCCUAAAACGUCUACAUCAAUCUCCAUCAGUGCUGCAGCAUCAGUAUCUGCAUCAUGCUACUUCUGUCUUAUUGAGUCAACAUUUGAUACUCUGGAUUUUGAUCUCGUUAGCCAAGAAGGAAAAUGUUCAGACAUAAGACCACAUGAAGUUCAACAAUUCCUGGUGUGUUUCUUAUCGUUCCAAGACAGUUCACUUGAGCAAUUUCGCUCUGACUUUGAUUCUUAUACACAAGGCUUGAUUCCAUUACUGGACAAGGAACCUAUUGUGUCACCUUCCCUUCCUCAAAGUUUUCCUGAAGCUUCUUGCAACUCUUCUUUUCCCAUUGAUCCUAAAGAGCUUAGUCAAUUAAGCACCAGAAUUCACAAUUACCUGGAGCAGUGGCCUUAUGUUGUUCUAGAAUAUCUUACAAGAACGAUACAGUACUUUGGGUCUGGGAUUCAGCACCUUUUAUACUCAGCCUUACUGAAUGCAAAUCUUCAAAUAAAUGAUGCAACUGAAGAACAAGAAGAUGACAUUAGAAGGUUUAUUAACUGUGUUAGCAUAUCAAGUCUUGUGGAACAGCUGCAGUCAUCAGAAAGUGUGAAGAUUGAAACCUGUCCUGAAUUUAAUGAUUUAUGGCUUCUGCAGCCCAUUGUUAUAACAAUUACACUAAGACAAGGACAGUCUGUGACUUUUGAUAAAACAUACAGUUGUAACUUUUGCACACAAGCUUCAGAGAAACUUUUGAGUUUUGAUCCGACAAAUGUUUCUAAGAUAAAAGAUUUUUUAGAAACUAUAAAACUUACUUUUGUGCAUUGCCUGAAUAAAUUAAAAAGAUUUUUAAAACAAGCUGAGCUGGAUUACUAUGCUUUAUACAGAUCCUUUUCUUAUCUGAAGAAAUGUGGUUGUGGUGACAUGCUGCUAAGAUAUGUGAAGCUGGAUGGAGGGCCUGAAACCCUGAGCGUGUUGUCUGUCUUAGAGACUUUCAUCAAGGACAUGAAACUGACGCUUAUGUGAUUCUUGAACUGACCAAUCCUGACGUUGAUAUUAAACAUUAUUUAUUUGACCUCUGUGAGAUACUACCACAAUGGAUUAUGUUAUUAAUGUGUUUUAGAAAAAUGUUGCUGUAACAAGCAAUGUGUUUGGUUGUUUACUACCAUUACUGCCUUUCUGUGAUCCAUACUUUAUUGUGCACACAAAAAUGGAAUAUAAUUACUUAACAAAAGAAAUCUUAGGAAACUGAAUGAAAUUAUAUAUUUUUAUAUGUCAAAUUUUUCUUUCUGCUGCUAUAUAAAUGUUAAAUUAUCAGUUAGUGAUUAAUUAUUGUAAAUAGAUUAUAUUUCACAAUUCAGUGGUUUUAAAAUAGUAAUAAAUUUGCAUAUAUUUUUUUUUCCUCUAGUUCAUUUUAAAUUAUUCAUACAUUUAUUCAAAUUAUUGAAACAUUUUUUUCUGAACACUAGCUUUUAUGUACCUAAAGGGUUAUAUGAAGUGUUUUGAACACCCUGACUAUGCUGUUAAAAAAAUUAACAUUAUUAGAAUUCUUCACGCACAAAUUGUCUAAGAUAUAGUAUUUAAUUUUUUUUUUUCUGAUAUUAUGACUUGUGAACUUCUUUAAACUGACAUGUUUUUUAAGUUUUAGUUUUACAGAUAUUUCUUUGCUUUGCUGAGAAAAUAAAAUGGGUCUCUAUUUUACAGAGAUCUCAGCUCUUUUUUUAAUCUUUCCAACCAUUUUUUUUUUUUUGGUAAAUGUUUAAUCUAUCUAGAUAGGAUCAUUGAUCCUAGGCUUUAGGGUAAGACAUUGGUAAUUCAUUAACUGUUUGUUUUAAAAUGACCUUAUGACAGAUCUUCAUGUACCUUUUUUUUUUAAAUGGAAAUAAUUAUUGUAUCAAUUAUUGUCAUUAUAUUGUUUAAUAAGGCAUUGUUGACCUCUAAGUUUGCUCUAAAUUCCCUAUUCUGCAAGAUUAGAUAUGAGUAUCAGUAUUAGAAAUUUUAUCAAACCAAAUCAUUUAUUGAUUAAGUAUAAGUUUAUAAAAUGUGUAUUAUUGUCAACACAUAUUUUAGUCAGGCAACAAUAAUAGUAUUUAAUAUUUUUGGAUUCACAUGACAAGGGAGAUACAAAAAAAGUGCAUCUUGUGCAUAUGGUUGUUUAUAUUUAUGAAUAAUUGAUUACAUAUUUAGUUUUUAUAAUAUUGACUUGUAAAGCAAGAAAAGUUUGUACUCUACAUAUUUGUAUUGAAGAAAUAGAUUAUAUUUGUAUAUAUACAAGUCCCUUUAAACUUUUUGGUUUGUUUCACUUCUACAUCUGUAGCCUCCUUCAAUAGAUGAGAUGAAAUACAGAGUAUUAUCUAUGGUUGGAACAAUAUUGCUCAGCACAAUGGUUUCCUGUUGGCACACAGCUGAGAUGUCUAAUAGAACAAAAGGUGCCGAUGCAGUUUGGGAUCAGCAGUGUCCCAGGUUUUGUCAGGGUGUAGCACUGUGCUGCAAGCUGCCUAAAGGUCACCAGCUCCUGAUUUUUCCUCAGGGUUGACUUCUGAAACCUUUUCAUGUUUGGGUAUAGCCACAAGGCAGCAAAGGUUUGAAUUUAGUUUCCUUCUCCUAGUAUGUUUUGCAUAAGUAUUGUAUUGUUGUGAUGCACAGAUCUAGUGCACUGUCAUCCAAUUGUACAUUCUGCAGUCUAAAGUGGCAAUUAUAAAAGAAAAUGUAUGCAGUUAAUGUCUUUCUACACAGAUGUUAUUAGCUAUAGUUAACACACAGGAACAUAUGAAUCAUCUAUCCAGUUAAAAUGUAUACAUUAUUGUUGUAUUUUUCUAUCAUUUUUUUUUUGCAACAUAAAGUGCUAUGUACCAUGUAGGCUAUAUUUGGAACAUAUGUACAUUUUUAAAAUGUCAUCAACUAAACUUAAGUGGGCAAAAUAGAGAAAUAAUUAAAAUAUCCCAACUUUUAA
Biomphalaria glabrata is the source of this 3284-nucleotide messenger RNA. RefSeq names its product protein Njmu-R1-like. Bases 44 to 1357 code for a protein of 437 amino acids. Gene Ontology annotation, cellular component: trans-Golgi network. The record is from RefSeq and is a predicted model, not a curated record. The transcript has 12 exons. Lineage: Eukaryota; Metazoa; Mollusca; Gastropoda; Planorbidae.